GAAGAAGUGAAAAAGUUACUGAACAAAUAAUAAAAAUACAUGCGCACUUUAACAAAAAGUCAAUAAAGAACAAGACCCUUUGUUGUCCUUUACCCCCACUCCAACCCCCUUUUAUACGCAAUCACACCUUUCCGGUGUUGUUGCUGUGCCGUCUUCCUCAAUUCCAAAGCCAGCUUCAGUCAGACGAUUUUUCCACACUCAUUUUUCCCUUUCUUUCUCUCUCAUCUCUUCUCUCUCAUUGGAAUUAUGGAACUUGACGAAUUUGUUGAUAUGGACUGGUUGAACUCUCACAGUUCCACCACGGAUAUCAAGGAUGAAUCUUUCGACACCUCUGACCCUUUCUACUAUAUGGACUCCACGUUUGAGCCUGAUUUUAUGUCGCAAGAUAUUGUCACCGACCCAGACUUAGAUGCUUUAGACAUUCAAUCUUCACAAGUAGAAUCUACUAUCAAAGCUGAAGAACAACCUGCCAUGGACACCACCGCCCCUGCUAGUGAAGUGAAGGUGGAUAAGCCUGCCUUACCGCCAAGCUUUCCUUCUACUGAGCAGAUAAAGCUUCUCAUCGAAGCGGCAAAGAAACAACUGGCUUUGCAACAGCAACAACAGCAACAGUCAGCUUCCAUGUCGACUGUGACACCAUCUGAGACUCAGCUGGGAAUCGAAGUCGACACCGCCGAAACCGCUCCCAUCACCACCGUGUCUCCUGAUAAGCUUACCAUUAAGCAAGAGGAAGACAAGCCGGCUAGUUCAGAAGAUUUCAGGCUAACACCUGAGAGAACCAGCCCAUCAUUUGGCCGUCGUAAUUCUAAGAUGGAUUAUGACUCUGAUGAAGAAAUCCACUCACCUGAAGAUAUCAAGAAAAUGACUCCCAAGGAAAGAAGACAACUUCGAAAUAAGAUAUCUGCGCGUAAUUUUAGAGUACGAAGAAAGGGUAAGUGGUAUGAGAAGCGAUUGCGUGCUCUGAAUUUUUUCAAUAACACAUGCUUUGACCCCUUUAUUAGAAUAUAUCUCCACGCUUGAAGCUCAAGUACAAGAGCACAAAUCCUAUGCCGAUCAGCUGUUUGAAAAGCUAUCCACGGUAGAGAAUGAAAAUAUUUGCCUCAAGGCUGAGGUGGAUUCUUUGCGCCGCCAAAAUCAACUCCUUGCCACUCAACACAUGGCAUCCCCUCCGUCCCCUCCCACCUCAUCCGAUUUGGUGCGUACCGCUUCCAACUCCUCCAACGCUUCUACAUCCUCCAGCAGCCGAAUCAGUUCCCCUAGAAUCAACCUCAACAAAGAUAUCAGUAUCACUGGUAGCAAGGCUAUCGAUACAUAUCGUC
Umbelopsis ramanniana AG is the source of this 1319-nucleotide messenger RNA. RefSeq lists its product as uncharacterized. The record is from RefSeq and is a predicted model, not a curated record. Gene Ontology annotation, biological process: regulation of DNA-templated transcription. Bases 247 to 1020 code for a protein of 257 amino acids. NCBI's taxonomy places the organism in Eukaryota, Fungi, Mucoromycota, Umbelopsidomycetes, Umbelopsidales, Umbelopsidaceae. The transcript has a single exon. Gene Ontology annotation, molecular function: DNA-binding transcription factor activity.